Messenger RNA from Stomoxys calcitrans (stable fly), 759 nucleotides. RefSeq lists its product as uncharacterized. The record is from RefSeq and is a predicted model, not a curated record. The transcript has a single exon. The coding region runs from base 1 to 759 and encodes 252 amino acids. NCBI's taxonomy places the organism in Eukaryota, Metazoa, Arthropoda, Insecta, Diptera, Muscidae.
AUGCGCGCUUUCAUUGUUCUCUGUUUGGUGGCGACGGCCUGUGCCCAGUAUAAUUACGGUUCGGGAAUAAGUGGAGGUCCAUCGGGAUCCUCUGGAGUAUCGGGAGGUGGAUUUGGAGGCCAUUCCUCGGGUGGUGAUCGCUCCACUGGAGGUGUGUCUGGCGGUGUCAAUACGGAAUUCUAUACCUUUGUCGCUCCCGAGGAUGCCUUCGAUGAUCCCCGUGCUGCCGAACAAUUGGCUGCCUCCGUCAAGCAGAACGUGCGUGUAAUUUUCAUUAAGAAUCCCGAAAACAAGGGUCUCGAAAAUGCCGUCCUCGCCCUGGCCAAGAAUGCUGCCUCACAGAAGACUGCCAUCUAUGUGCUCAACAAACAACACGAUCUUGGAGAUUUGGCCAACAAAUUCAAUGCCAUUCGCAGUGAUGCCAAUGCCAAGCCCGAAGUACACUUUGUCAAAUACCGCACUCCUGAAGAUGCUGCCAAUGCUCAGAGGACCAUUCAAAGUCAAUAUGAUGUUUCGGGCAGAUCCCAGACCAUCAAUGGUGGUGUUGCUCCAGUUCUUAACUUUGCGUCGGCAGCUCAGAACCGCGGUCGCCAAGGUGGUCAGAGCUUUGGUGGACAAAGCUCUGGUGGCCACAGCUUCGGUGGCCAAAGCUUCGGUGGCCAAAGCUUCGGUGGCCAAAGUUUCGGUGCUCAAACCCCAGACAGUGUUUACUUGCCAUCUUCGUUCUUGCGGAAAUUCCGUUCGAUUCGCCGCUCUUAG